Messenger RNA from Aspergillus affinis, 993 nucleotides. RefSeq names its product RTA1 domain-containing protein. The coding region runs from base 1 to 993 and encodes 330 amino acids. The record is from RefSeq and is a predicted model, not a curated record. The transcript has 2 exons. NCBI's taxonomy places the organism in Eukaryota, Fungi, Ascomycota, Eurotiomycetes, Eurotiales, Aspergillaceae. Gene Ontology annotation, cellular component: plasma membrane; fungal-type vacuole.
AUGGGCACUCCCACAACAAACAUGACCCUGAUCCAGGAUCCAGAGCUUUGUACUCUGGACACAUGUCCCCUGGACCUAGCCAUGAUCGAAUAUCUCCCCAAUCUUGCGGGUAACAUCUUCUUUGCUGCAGUCUUCGGACUUAUUAUCGUCUUCCAACUUUUCUUCGGCAUUAAACACAAGACAUGGAGUUACAUGAUAGCCAUGGUCUGUGGCUUAGCACUAGAAAUUAUUGGAUACGUUGCUCGCAUUCAGAUGCACAGUAACCCUUUCAAAUUCGACCCCUUCCUCAUGUACCUCGUCUGCUUAACCAUUGGACCCGCUUUCCUCUCUGCGGCUAUCUACCUCUGUCUCUCCCGCAUCGUGAUCGCAUACGGCGAAAAGAUCCCCUUCUUCCGCGCCCGCACCUACACCAUUCUUUUCAUCACGUGCGACCUGAUAGCCCUAGUCCUGCAAGCCGCUGGCGGAGCCAUCGCCUCCAUUGCAGACGACAAAGAUACCACGAAGAUCGGCACGAACAUCAUGGUUGCUGGUGUCUCGUGGCAGGUAUUCAGUCUCCUUCUCUUCGUGGCACUCUGCACCGACUUCGCGCUUCGGGUCCGCCGUGCCCCUGCGAACUUAUCCAACCCCAUAUUUGAGGGCCUGCGACAGACAAAGGCUUUCAAAGGUUUCCUGUUGGGAUUGGGUACCGCGACGUUGACCAUCAUUAUUCGGUCGGCUUUCCGAUGCGCGGAGCUCAGCGAGGGGUUUGAUGGGAAGUUGGCGAAUGAUGAGAUCACUUUCAUGGUGCUGGAGGGAGCCAUGAUUGCCGCGGCAGUUAUUGCUCUGACAGCGUUCCAUCCCGGCUGGGUGUGGAAGGGACAAUGGGGAGAUGCGGUUUGGAGUGUGCGAUCGAAAAAUGGGGAAGAGGCGAAUUAUAAGGGGCUUAUGAUUGAGGGUAGUGACGAGAGUUAUCGGAUGGAGUCGAGAGAGAGGAUCAAUACCUCUUAUGCUUGA